UUCCAUUGACUGUGAACUAGGCGUUAGUCACAAGCAAAAAUCUCCCAGUGAAGAUUCUUAUUACAACACGUAGAAGACCCAAUAUCGGCAAUUGUAUCUUUAAUCGAAUCCUGCAGAGCUUUUUCUUAGCUGACUCGCUAGGGUUUGUAAUCUUCUUCUGGAUUGGAAUCAUGGUGGAGAAGAAAGGGAGCAGCGACGGCGGGGAAAACCCUCUGGACCUCUUCCUGAAGAUUGGAUUGGAUGAGCGGACGGCGAAGAAUACCGUCGCUAACAAUAAAGUCACCGCUAAUCUCACUGCCGUUAUCUACGAGGCAGCUGUUACUGAUGGUUGUGAUCGAACUGUUGGGAACCUUCUGUACACGGUUGCCACAAAAUUUCCAGCAAAUGCUCUUGUACAUCGGCCUACAUUGCUCAAGUAUAUUGUCUCAUCCAAGAUCAAAACCCCUGCUCAGUUAGAAGCUGCUUUUGGGUUUCUUUCGGCUAAUGCUUCUGAGACUUUGAAGGUCAAUGAAUUUGAGGAGGCUUGUGGUGUUGGAGUUGAAGUGUCGAUAGAAGACAUAGAACUAUUAGUUAAUGGCAUAUUUGAAGAGAACAAGCCCAAGAUUUUGGAGCAGCGGUACAGAACAAAUGUUGGUGAACUAUUUGCUGCUGUUCGGAAGAGGCAGCCAUGGGCAGACCCUAAAAUUGUCAAGCAACUCGUAGAUGAAAAAUUGGUUGCAUUACUUGGUGCAAGAACUGCUGAAGAUGAUGCCAAGCCUGUUAAGAAGAAGAAAGAAAAGCCUGCCAAAGUUGAGAGUAAGGCUAGUAAAGAGGAGACGCCUGCUCCAAACCCAUCUGAAGAGGAACUUAAUCCGUAUUCAAUUUUCCCUUCCCCAGAGGAAAACUAUAAGGUACAUACAGAAGUGUACUUCAGUGAUCGGCCUGUUCUUAGGAUAUGCAAUACAAAGGAACUACUUGAAAAACAUUUAAAAGCAACUGGAGGAAAAGUUUAUACACGGUUCCCUCCUGAACCUAAUGGAUAUCUACACAUAGGGCAUGCCAAGGCAAUGUUUAUUGAUUUUGGGUUGGCGAAAGAAAGAGAUGGAUGCUGCUAUUUGAGAUAUGAUGACACAAACCCUGAAGCUGAAAAGAAAGAGUACAUUGAUCAUAUUGAAGAAAUUGUACGAUGGAUGGGAUGGGAACCCUUUAAGAUUACAUACACUAGUGACUAUUUUCAAGAGCUUUAUGAGCUGGCAGUGGCAUUGAUACGAAAUGGUCAUGCUUAUGUCGAUCACCAGACACCUGAAGAGAUAAAAGAAUACAGGGAGAAAAAAAUUAAUAGCCCCUGGAGGGAUCGACCAAUUGAAGAAUCUUUAAGACUCUUUGAUGAAAUGAAGCGUGGCAUGAUAGAAGAGGGUAAAGCAACACUUCGGAUGAAACAAGAUAUGCAGAGCGAUAAUCCCAACAUGUAUGACUUGAUUGCUUAUCGCAUCAAGUUCACUCCUCACCCACACGCUGGAGAUAAAUGGUGCAUAUAUCCAAGCUAUGAUUAUGCCCAUUGCAUAGUAGAUUCUCUUGAAAAUGUAACUCAUUCGCUGUGCACUCUUGAGUUUGAGAUCCGUCGUGCUUCAUAUUACUGGUUAUUGGAUGCUCUCGGUAUCUACAAACCCUUUGUGUGGGAGUAUUCACGUUUGAAUAUCACUAACAACGUGAUGUCUAAGCGUAAGUUAAACCGUCUUGUAACUGAAAAAUGGGUUGAUGGCUGGGAUGAUCCCCGUUUGAUGACUCUAGCGGGAUUGCGUCGUAGAGGUGUGACUCCAACAGCUAUUAAUGAUUUUGUUCGUGGAAUUGGGAUCACUAGAAGUGAUCACAGUGUGAUACGUUUGGACCGUCUUGAAUAUCAUAUUAGAGAAGAACUAAAUAAAACAGCACCUCGGACAAUGGUUGUGCUUAAUCCACUAAAGGUGGUCAUAACAAAUCUGGAAGCUGGCUUAGUGAUGGAACUUGAUGCAAAGAAAUGGCCUGAUGCACAAUCAGAUGAUACUUCGUCUUUUUACAAGGUUCCCUUUUCCAAGGUUGUAUACAUUGAACAUACUGAUUUCAGAAUGAAGGAUUCUAAAGAUUAUUAUGGACUUGCUCCUGGGAAAUCUGUGCUUCUUAGGUAUGCGUUUCCUAUAAAGUGCACAGAAGUAAUACUUGGUGAUGAUAAAGAAACUGUUGUUGAGCUUCGGGCUGAAUAUGAUCCUUCCAAGACAGUCAAACCGAAGGGGGUCCUUCACUGGGUUGCAGAACCAUCGCCUGGAGUAGAUCCACUUAAGGUUGAAGUGAGAUUGUUUGAGAAAUUGUUCCUUUCCGAGAACCCUGCUGAACUUGAUGACUGGCUUGGUGAUUUAAAUCCGAACUCCAAAGUAGUGAUGCCAAAUGCAUAUGCUGUUCCUUUGCUACGCAAUGCUACACUUGGAGACAAAUUUCAGUUUGAAAGGCUUGGCUAUUUUGCUGUUGACAAGGACUCGACCGCAGAGAAAUUGGUGUUCAAUCGAACCGUCACACUACGAGAUAGCUUCGGUAAAGCUGGGAAGUAAGAAUUCCAUGGAAAAAUAUACUUUGUAUAUGGUGCAUGUUUUUAAAGUAGAUGAGGAUUGUGUACACUAAAUGACUAAUUUAGAACAAAUGGAUGGUAAAUUUAUAUAGUUUUUACUCUGUCUUGUAGCUGUUGCUUUGUCAUUGGUAUUAGACUACCAGUUUUGUCUGAAUUUGGAUUAUAAAUCAUCUUUUAGUGUAUACAUUUGCUAUGACUUGAAGUCCCAUA
Ipomoea triloba (trilobed morning glory) is the source of this 2788-nucleotide messenger RNA. Its product is annotated as glutamine--tRNA ligase. Gene Ontology annotation, cellular component: cytosol; cytoplasm. Lineage: Eukaryota; Viridiplantae; Streptophyta; Magnoliopsida; Solanales; Convolvulaceae. Gene Ontology annotation, molecular function: ATP binding; glutamine-tRNA ligase activity. The transcript has 23 exons. The record is from RefSeq and is a predicted model, not a curated record. Gene Ontology annotation, biological process: glutaminyl-tRNA aminoacylation; translation. The coding region runs from base 171 to 2561 and encodes 796 amino acids.